Molecule: messenger RNA, 869 nt
Organism: Centropristis striata (black sea bass)
Lineage: Eukaryota; Metazoa; Chordata; Actinopteri; Perciformes; Serranidae
Gene: fgf3
Product: fibroblast growth factor 3
Exons: 3
Coding region: 132-869 (245 amino acids)
Biological process (GO): animal organ morphogenesis; positive regulation of gene expression; positive regulation of cell population proliferation
Cellular component (GO): cytoplasm
Molecular function (GO): fibroblast growth factor receptor binding; growth factor activity
Source: RefSeq, a predicted model, not a curated record
GUCUCCGGCUCGGAUGUGCGCAAAGCUGGAGCUCUUGAUUGUUGGGGCCCCGACACAUUAAUGGGACCCCGAGAUCCGGGCAGGAGUUUUCCAUUUUUUCGCCACAAUCGUCGCUCCACGACCAUGCUAUAAUGCUGAUGAUACCUCUGCUGGUGUUGCUGAGCCUGUUGGAUCCCGUUAGUCCCAAGGCCCACUGCGCCCCGGGCCAGGCUUGCGACCCCCGGCAGCGGAGGGACGCCGGGGGCCGCGGAGGAGUGUAUGAACACCUCGGAGGAGCGCCGAGACGCAGGAAACUCUACUGCGCUACUAAAUAUCAUUUGCAGAUCCAUCCUAAUGGGAAAAUAAGUGGAUCUUUGGAGGAAAACAACCCGUUUAACAUAAUGGAGAUGACAGCAGUGGAUGUGGGUGUAGUGGCCAUUAAAGGGCUUUUCUCCGGCACAUAUCUGGCCAUGAAUGAUAAAGGCCGGCUGUAUGCCUCGGAAGUGUUCAACAAAGAGUGUGAGUUUGUGGAGCGGAUCCACGAGUUGGGGUACAACACUUACGCAUCCCGGCACCACUCCACCGAGCAGCCGCUGCAGGCCGGGGGCAGCAGCAACAGGCGGCGGGCCAGCGCCAAGCGCCAGUGGUACGUUUCCAUUAACGGCAAAGGGCGACCACGGCGAGGCUUCAAGACCCGGAGCACGGACAAAGCGUCGCUGUUCCUGCCCCGGGUGCUGGCCAACAAGGACCAUGAGAUGGUGAGGCGGCUCAGAGAGAGCCAGAGCACGCACCAUCACACGCACCAGCACGGCAGCCGCGCGGAUCGCCGCAGGCGUCAGCACCGCGCCAGGAAAGGCCGGGGCCGCCGGACACGUGACCGAGCAGACUGA